AAACAAAGGAAAUAUGGAAAGAUAAAGAGCCAAAGGAGCCUUGACAAAAGCAAUCUAACCAUCAUCUCUCUUCCUCCACACUUUGCUUUGCAAUCAAGCACGUCUGAUUCCUUCACCACACUUCAUAAACCCACCCAUCAAGCUGAAGUCGAGCUCUUUGUCUCUCACCACUCCUCUUCCCUUCUCCCUCUUUCAGUCUCCCAGUUCACUUCCUACUUUGAUCCCCAUCAAUUUCUGCGCUGCGAUUUCUUCAUGGCCGCUUCCGACAACCAACAAUCUUGGGUUCCGUAUGUGCCGACUAGAGAUUGCUCUAUGGGCUUCUGUAGCAUCUACUGUCCGCAGUGGUGCUACGUCGUCUUCCCACCCCCUCCCCCUGUUGAAUUCACCAGCGACAACUCCGGCCUCACCUUCUCCCCCCUCGUGAUCGUCAUCAUCGGUAUCCUCGCCGGCGCCUUCCUCCUCGUCUGCUACUACGCCAUCGUCUCCAAGUACUGCGGCACCUUUGACUCGCUGCGACGGUGGCUCGAUCCGCCCGGCACAGAUAACCGCGAGGUCGACGAUGGUAAUGUCGGACAAUCUCGCCGCCAUGAAGCUUGGCAUGCUUCCCCGACGAACGGGCUCGACGAGAUCUUAAUCAAUAAGAUUGCGGUCUACCAGUAUCGGAGAGGCGAUGGCAUGGUGCAGGGCACCGAUUGCGCCGUUUGCCUCAGCGAGUUCCGGGAGGAUGACAGCCUUCGGUUGCUCCCCAAGUGCAGCCACGCCUUUCAUCUCCGGUGCAUCGACACGUGGCUGAAAUCGCACUCUAAUUGCCCCCUCUGCCGUGCCAGUAUCGUAACAGUCAAUCCAGCGUUGCCGCCGCAGUCGCCGUCCGCUCCAGAGUCUCAGAACAACCCUGAGGUCGAAGAAGCUGCACAAGCUGAUGUGACAGUUCUGGUUAUAGAAGAUCUAGUCGUCAAUGCAGAAGAGGAGACAGAUCCCGGAAGCAGUCGCGAUGCAGCAAAGGAUCCUUGUUCACAGAUCUACCGUGAUUCGAGAGGGGUAGAAGAGACGGACGCAAUAGUUGAGAUCAGAGACGACGACAUCCAACCGAUGAGGCGAUCGUCCUCGAUGGACGCUUCGUGUUGCGACCGGGUUUCGAUCGCCGACGUAUUGCAAAUGAGCAUGGAGGAUGAGUUGCUAGCUGCAAAGGAAAACGGGCUGUGGGUGGCUACCAGCUCCUCGAGGCGUGCAGCGGGAGAUCACAGCAAGGUCAGGAGAUCGCAAGAGAUCAGGGGAUUGCAUGGUGUUAUGAGCGCAGUGCCGAUGAAAAGAUCAUUCUCCAGCGGGAGGUUCUGCUUAACCAAGCAAGGAAGGCGAAGGAAUGGUCUUCAGGUACAAGAAGCUGCCGAAUGAUCUUUUGUGGAAGAACUCCCCAUUGUUGAGUUGGACAUGAGAGAAACAUGGUGAUUCUUGGGCGAAUAAUUCUGGUAAGAGCUCCCUGGUUGUUCUGUAUACAUGCUUCGGUUUGAGUGGCUUCGAAUUCGUUCAACACAGCCAUGCUUGGUCUCCAUGUUGUGUCUUUGUUUCUUCUCUUUGCUUUCUUGCUCUUAUUCUGCUUCAUACGACUUCGACCUCGCGCACGGCCUUCUGGCUUCAUCUUUGGUUUUGUUCAUUGCAAGUUAUAGGUAACUCAGAAAAGAUGAUCCUUUGUACGAAAAGGAAAUUGUGGAUAAUUACCUGGUGUUUGAUGUA
Molecule: messenger RNA, 1731 nt
Organism: Musa acuminata AAA Group (dessert banana)
Lineage: Eukaryota; Viridiplantae; Streptophyta; Magnoliopsida; Zingiberales; Musaceae
Product: E3 ubiquitin-protein ligase Os04g0590900-like
Exons: 1
Coding region: 253-1392 (379 amino acids)
Biological process (GO): protein ubiquitination
Molecular function (GO): transferase activity
Source: RefSeq, a predicted model, not a curated record